This is a messenger RNA of Chaetomium strumarium, 1576 nucleotides long. Its product is annotated as TB2/DP1, HVA22 family-domain-containing protein. The coding region runs from base 211 to 1356 and encodes 381 amino acids. The transcript is spliced from 3 exons. The record is from RefSeq and is a predicted model, not a curated record. NCBI's taxonomy places the organism in Eukaryota, Fungi, Ascomycota, Sordariomycetes, Sordariales, Chaetomiaceae.
GGAGCUCCCAUCAGCUGGCCUUGCUCCUGUGCUGCACCCCUCCCUGCUUUUGUCCGCCGCCCAUUUCAUUGACGUCGGAGGCCCUUUAACAACCAUCGAGCCGCAUAACGUACGACGGCAUCGGGCCUCAUUUGUCUGCAUGCUCCCUAUUACACAACACCCCUCCGGAUAGCACUCUGGACCUUCGCCGUCCGCGACGGGGCUGAUACGAUGUUCGACAUCUUCGCGAAACUGCUCUCCUCCAUCGCGUCCUUCCUCUUCCCGCUCUUCGCCAGCUAUAAGGCUCUCAAGACUUCAGAUCCCUCUCAGCUUACACCAUGGCUGAUGUACUGGGUUGUUCUUGCCUGCGUGCUUCUCGUUGAGUCGUGGACGGAGUGGAUCCUAUUCUGGAUCCCCUUCUACGCCUACAUCCGCCUCCUAUUCCUUCUCUACCUCGUGCUCCCACAAACCCAAGGCGCCCGCCUGAUCUACGAAGAAUAUAUCCACCCCCGCCUCGAAGAGAACGAGACCGCCAUUGAAGAGUUCAUCGCCUCCGCGCACGACCGCCUCCGCAGCGCGGGCAUCGCCUACCUCAAGCGCGCAAUCGAGCUGCUCAAGACCAACGUCCUCGGCCUGCCGCCCUCGGCCGAACCCGCCGCCGCGCCCGAGCCCCAGAGCGCACAAUCCUACACGCAGUCUCUUCUCGCACGCUUCACCCUGCCCACCCCGAAAUGGGCCACCACCACCCCGGCUUCAGGCACAGCCCCUGGUGCUGCCGGCCUGACAAACGACUUCUACAACCUGCUCGCCUCUGCCGUCUCUGCCGCUGCCACCACCUUCCCAACCUCCUCCGCCGCAACCAAACCCUCCGCAUCCGCCCCCGAGGCAGAGAGCAGCAGCAGCAGCAGCAGGGGCAUCAUCCCGGAAUCAGUCCGCACCGCCUCUGCCGCGGCCCGCAUGUCCUUCAUCCGCGCCCAGCGCGAGCGCCUGCGCAUCGUCAUGUCGGCGCUCGACAAGGAGGAGGCGGAUGCCGUUGAGACGGCGCGACGUCAGGAACAGCAGCAACAGCAGCAGGGUUCCGGCCUGGGUGUUGGGGGGCAGCGGAAGAGUCUCAGCGAGCAGAGUGUUGGCUCCACGAGCGGCUUGAGCCUGAGCAAGAGCCGGAGCGAGGGCGAUUUUGAGAAGCUGGAGGCCUUUUCGAGCGGGGCGGAGGAGGAGGACUUGGAAUUCAGGGAAGAUGUGGAUGUUGAUGCGACGCCUGUUGAAGGAGUCAGGAAGAGGGGUGGGGGCCAGAGUUGGAUUGCCUGGGGUUGGGGAGGAGGUAGUGGUGGCGGUGGCGGGGGUGAAGGGGGGAGGAGUUCGGGGAUGGAGAAGUAAGGGUUCUUUCCGGUCGGUAACGUCGUUGUUUGGUUUUGGGUAGUCGCGGAGAUAUGGGACGAUAUUUGUAUGUGGUAAAAGAGGUACGUGCACAAUGGUCAUGGGAUAUGGAUGGGCCUGGCGUUUUUGUGGUUAUCUCCAUCGUUACGUCUGGGCACAAGUGGUAUCUAGACACGGCCCCCAUGGCUUUCGUUUCAUGGCUGGCAAUCCCAGGCGGCUA